This is a messenger RNA of Dissoconium aciculare CBS 342.82, 820 nucleotides long. RefSeq names its product bola-like protein. The transcript is spliced from 3 exons. The record is from RefSeq and is a predicted model, not a curated record. NCBI's taxonomy places the organism in Eukaryota, Fungi, Ascomycota, Dothideomycetes, Mycosphaerellales, Dissoconiaceae. Bases 137 to 490 code for a protein of 117 amino acids.
CGCCUUUUGUCACUUGUCUUCUCUUACUUAUCGAUUCUGUCCAACCAAUACUGUCAGUCGAAACUAAAUGCUCGCUCGAUCAUAUUCACUGCGGAUCGCUUUGCUCCGAAAGCGACCUUCAAGACUUCUCGCCACGAUGACGACCACCAGCAAUUCGAGCUCGCAAACGCCCAUGGAAGAUUCGAUCCGGCGCAAGAUCACCGAGGCAUUACAACCCACCGUCUUGAACAUUUACAAUGAUUCGCACCUCCAUUCGCAUCACAAGGCUAUGGCCGGCAGCACAUCUGGAGAAACGCAUUUCCGAUUAGAAAUCACAUCAGAUGCUUUCGCAUCUAAACCACAGCCUGCACGGCAUAGACUAGUGUAUGGGCUCCUCAAGGACGAAAUGGCGGCCGAAGGUGGCGUACAUGCAUUGCAGUUACGCACGAAGACGGUGGCCGAGGAAGAGAAAUCUCGAGGCCAAGCACCCUCCACUGCUGUAUCAGAGUGACGUGCUUCAAAUCAGAUGUACUGCAGGAGGAGCGCGACAGCCAGUCGCUCCAUUUACUUCUGUUCCUCCACAUUCUAGCGCUGUUAUAUAGAUUCGACGUGGACAUUGCGGCGUGAAUUGUCUGGUGAUUUGAUCUCGCUAGAAACGAAACAGAAUCUAUCCCGAAAAGCCCAUGUCACGCCGUAUGAAAAGGUAGAGAAUGGUGCCAUCCCUGACAGCAGGUGCCUCGAGAGGUACAAGUGACAUGAAGAAUCCUGCGAAGAAUCGUCAUAUUCCAGCUUUCUUCCAACCCGAUAGAGAUCCCAAAUACAUGCAAGACAUCUCUGUGCG